AUGAAACGAAAAGCUCAAUUUAUCACAGCCUGUAAUGCUACGCACUAUGGUCUGUUCUGUGCCAACACAUGCAGCUGUAACCUAAACAACACAGUUGAUUGCAAUGACACCACAGGAGAAUGUUUGUGUGCAGCUGGUUGGAAUGGCACUACUUGUGAUGAAGAUGUCAAUGAGUGCCUUAAUGACAGCUACUGUCCUGAUUACAUGGAAGUUUGCUUUAAUUUGGUGGGGUCUGCAGAAUGCAGGUGUGAGAUUGGUUUUCAAAGAUCACUUAUUGACCUGCACUGCCAAGCUUGUAAUAACACAUUCUUUGGGUAUGAAUGCUCAAAUUCUUGCUCAUGUGUUAUGGAGAAUACAGUGGAUUGCCUGGACAAUACAGGAGAAUGCUCAUGUCUCUUUGGGUGGAAAGGCAUUAACUGUGAAACUGAUAUUGAUGAGUGUAAAAAGACUGACUUUUGUUCUGACAUCCAUGCUAGCUGCUUUUACUUAAAUGGAUCUGCAGAAUGUAGGUGUGAUAUUGGAUAUGAGAAUUCUACCACUGAUGAAAGCUGCCAAGCCUGUAAUGCUACUCACUAUGGUCUGAACUGUGCCAACACAUGCAGCUGUAACCUAAACAACACAGUUGAUUGCAAUGACACCACAGGAGAAUGUUUGUGUGCAGCUGGUUGGAAUGGCACCACUUGUGAUGAAGAUGUCAAUGAGUGCCUUGAUGCUAGCUACUGUCAUGGUUACAUGGAAGUUUGCUUUAAUUUGGUGGGGUCAGCAGAAUGCAGGUGUGAGAUUGGUUUUCAAAGAUCACUUAUUGACCUGCAGUGCCAAGCUUGUAAUAACACAUUCUUUGGGUAUGAGUGCUCAAAUCUCUGCUCAUGUGUUAUGGAGAAUACAGUAGAUUGCCUGGACAAUACAGGAGAAUGCUAUUGUCUCUUUGGGUGGAAAGGCAUCAACUGUGAAACUGAUAUUGAUGAGUGUAAAAAGACUGACUUUUGUUCUGACAUCCAUGCUAGCUGCUUUUACUUAAAUGGAUCUGCAGAAUGUAGGUGUAAUAUUGGAUAUGAGAAUUCUACCACUGAUGAAAGUUGCCAAGAACUUGUCAUUCGUAUUAUUGUGUUUUAUUAG
Molecule: messenger RNA, 1116 nt
Organism: Physella acuta
Lineage: Eukaryota; Metazoa; Mollusca; Gastropoda; Physidae
Product: multiple epidermal growth factor-like domains protein 10
Molecular function (GO): calcium ion binding; scavenger receptor activity
Source: RefSeq, a predicted model, not a curated record